GAGGGUGUGGGAGGCGCGGGGCCCUGAGCUUUCCCUGGGCUCUGAUUGCUUGGCAGUCAGAGAAGCGAGUAGCGGAACCUCGCGCCCAGGACCUGAGCUGGGAGCUUGGGGCAAACAGCCCACCACCGCUGCCCCAGGCGCCUCAGGCCCUGCUAGGUGGGCACCUGUGGAGGGACUAGCAUUCCGGGCCACACCUGGUGGCCACUGUGGAAAAUCGGGAAAAUCGCCAGGACUCCACAGAGGCAGCGGUCCGGAUCCGAGGGCGUCUGUCCAUGCCCUGCGCUCCACCAGCUUCCAGGGCCCCCAAAGGCUCCUGCGGUGGCGUCUGUGGGACUUGGCCACUGCCACUCCACCCUAAAGAUCAUCUUCCUGAGGGAAGAGGACUGAGGUGUUACACAAGAUGUUUGUGAUUAAUGAUCCCCAGAACCUGCAGAUUUUGUAUGAAUCCUUGGAAAAGAGCAUUCCUGAGUCCUAUAAGGUAUAUGGUGCCAUUUUUCACAUUAAAAAUAAAAACCCAUUCAACUUGGAGGUGCUGGUGGAUGCCUGGCCAGAUUAUCAGAUAGUCAUUACUCGGCCUAAGAAAGAGGAGAUGAAAGAUGAUCUGGAUCACUAUACCAACAGUUACCACAUCUUCACUGAAGCUCCUGACAACCUGGAGGAAGCCCUGGCAUCCCCCCAGGUUAUCAACUGGGAACAAGCCUUCCAGAUCCAAGGUUGUCAAGAGAACUUGGGUGAGGCAAUAAGAAAGGUUUCCGCUUCAAAAUCAGUGCAGGUGGAUUACAGGAAGACCAUGCUUUUUACAUUAGAUAUACCAGAGAAAUUCAAGACAUCAAGUGAUGGCAAUGAGAAUUUGAUGGAACUACUUAAAAGGUUCAACACGGAUGAAGCUAGCAAGCAAAGAAAUUUUCUGAGCAUCUUGUUGGAUGCCUCACAUGCAGGGGUUGUGAAUGAGCAUUGGGACUAUGGAAAAAAUGAGAGGAGCUUGAAAUAUGUUGAACACUGCCUUCAGCAUUUUCCAGGAUUUGGCGUGCUGGGUCCAGAGGGGGAUCUUAUCUCUUGGGUUGUGAUGGAACAGUCCUGUGAGAUAAGAAUGGGACAUACUGUCCCUAAAUACCGACGCCAAGGCGUCAUGAUGCAAAUUGGUUAUCAUGUGAAAGAGUAUCUUAUUCAGAAAAAAAUACCAUUCUAUUUUCAUGUAGCAGAUGAUAAGGAAAUUUACAAACAGACGGUGAUAAACAAUGGGUUUAAGUGUCUUUCUUGUGGCUGGCAUCAGUGGAAGUGUACUCCCAAGAAAUAUUGCUGAUUAGUGCCAUUGUCCAUUUUGAGCCUUUCUUAUCAGUGAAAAUACAUCAGUACAAACAUGGUCAUCUAUAUUAGUGCAAAAAAAAUCAUCCAAUUUUUAGGGUCCAUGAAUUCCCUAAGCUAAUCUUUAUAUAAUAUUUUAAUUUUCCUCCUCAUUCAAUUUAUAGAAAAUUAGAAGCUUGACCCAUGGAUGCCAUACUUUUCCUUGAUAGUGACAGACAUUUCAGAAUUAAACUCACCCAAUGUCAAUCAUUAGAAUAAUUUAAAAGCAAUAUUUUAUUCUUUGAAGAUGUUUUUUUGUAAAAGAAUCCUGUCUUAUUUCAUGCUUCUAUCUUUGAAAAUAAAAAAAUCUUCUUUGAAAAAUGUCUCCUCUGAAUAGAUCAACCAAAGGACUUGUAUACAUGCAUAU
This is a messenger RNA of Pipistrellus kuhlii (Kuhl's pipistrelle), 1711 nucleotides long. RefSeq names its product glycine-N-acyltransferase like 2 (gene GLYATL2). The transcript is spliced from 6 exons. Bases 401 to 1303 code for a protein of 300 amino acids. The record is from RefSeq and is a predicted model, not a curated record. Gene Ontology annotation, cellular component: mitochondrion. Gene Ontology annotation, molecular function: glycine N-acyltransferase activity. NCBI's taxonomy places the organism in Eukaryota, Metazoa, Chordata, Mammalia, Chiroptera, Vespertilionidae.